Sitophilus oryzae (rice weevil) is the source of this 2045-nucleotide messenger RNA. It is a transcript of the gene Sgf29, whose product is annotated as SAGA-associated factor 29. The transcript is spliced from 6 exons. NCBI's taxonomy places the organism in Eukaryota, Metazoa, Arthropoda, Insecta, Coleoptera, Curculionidae. The record is from RefSeq and is a predicted model, not a curated record. Gene Ontology annotation, cellular component: SAGA complex. Bases 336 to 1244 code for a protein of 302 amino acids.
UAUUCUAUGGCGAGAUGUGUCCACGUGACAGAGCAAGUGACAGUGGUGACAGAUGACAGAUUGCAUUAUUUGGUUAUAUUUGUUGAUUGUUGACAAAUUGUUGAUAACUUUAUAAAAUUAAUCUGUAAAUAAUAACUUUGUUGAUUCAUUCCAUAGAGUCAAUCAUCCAUUAAUUUUUGUUUUUAUAUGUAAUGUUUUAUAAUUCAAUUACCCUAACCAUAUCUCCAAGAAUUCUUACUAAUUUAGCCCUCUUCCUCUUGGUUUUGGUUGCCUGGUUUUCUGUAGUUAGUUUAAACAAAUAUCUUAAAUAUAAUAACAAGAAAAGCUAAGGAAACAUGCCAUUUACAGCUGACUCGGUAGCAGUUCAGCAGGUACAAGAAAGACUAGAGUCUCUUUACAGCCUUAUUCAUGACAUUGAAAAGAAAAGGGCUCAAUGUGAGCAAGGUCUUAAUACUUUACAAAGAAAUAGCAUUGAGGAUAAGGGCCCAAAUACACAGAAGUCCAGAAGCCUUAUUAAGAAUGUUAUGGCUCAAACUGAUGCUGAAAGAGAAGUUAUCCAGAAAGCAUUACAAAAGAUUUAUGAGAUUCGGAAUAUUAUAAAUGAAAGGCGAAUUCAGGCUCGUACUUCAGCUGCUAAGAAAGAAUCUAUUCGCAGAGGAACUUGGAUGAAAAUGCUGUUAAGUUCUGCACAGACACUUCCACUUUUUAUUGGAAAAGUAGGGGAAAAAGCCCCACCACUUUGUGGAGCAGUGCCUGCUGAGAGAAAUUAUAUUGCAAAAGUGGGCGAUACAGUAGUUGCUUUUGCAAAACUAGUAGAGAAAGAGAACUGGAUUUUGGCUGAAGUGGUUAGUUACAAUCCUAACACAGCCAAGUAUGAGGUAGAUGAUAUUUUACGAGAGCAGAACCAAAAAGGGAGGCAUACCUUGAGUAAAAGCAGAGUGAUCCCACUUCCUCUUAUGAGAGCCAAUCCAGAAAUUAAUCCUGAAGCACUUUUUCCUCAAGGCAAAUUAGUGUUGGCACUGUUUCCUCAGACUACCUGUUUCUAUCAAGCGAUCGUCAACAAGCCUCCAGCUACUCACACUGAUGGAUACGAAGUAUUAUUUGAAGAUCCCAGUUAUCCAGAGGGCUACAGUCCGCCGUGUACGGUGGCCCAGCGUUACAUAGUAGCUUGCAAGCAUAAAAUGAAGGUCAGCGCUAGUGCGGCGAGCACUUCACAAGCCGGCAGUAGCGACAGCGAAUCGUAACAAGACUUAUUUUUCGUUGAAAUAUCGGGAAUUCAAUUGAAAAACGACGUCAAGGUAGGCGUAGACAUAAUACCUGGGUAAUUAUUGAAAAAAACUGGAAAUCGUCCGAUUUUCACCAAAAUUGGUAUCCACCCUAUUUUGAGGUCGAAUAUUACGAAUCUGAAUUUUUUCCUGGCGGUCUCUUACCGUUUUUCAGAAAAACGGAAAAUAAGUUCAACAUUAAAUUUUUCUUUAUUUCAGCCCUAUAAAGUAAUAAUUUCACUAUAUAUUUUCAUUAUAUUAUAGUUUAUCUAAAAACGAAUUCAUUGAGGAUAGAAAAAUGUCCAAAAUUUUACUGAAAAACACUUUUCUUAACAAAAUAACAAAAAAAUUGAGACCAGAUGGAAGUUUGACAUUUCAUAUAUCCUUCUUUCUCUCUCCUAUGCAAUGAGAGAGACAAAUGUUGAAAUAGAUUUUCAUUUUUCUGAAAAACGGUAAGAGACCGCCAGAAAAACAAGUUUAGAUUCGUAAUCUACGACUUCAAAAUACGGUUUAUACCAAUUUAUGUGCAAAUCGGACGAUUUCCAGUUUUUCCAAUAAUUACCAAGACUUUAAUAUUAAAUAAAUUUUGUAGAUCAUCAAAAUUGACGUCGAAAGCCGAAAUUAAAUCUUAUUUUCUUAUAAUUUUAAUAGCAAAUUAGAUAUACAAAAUUACUUUAAAUACUCUUUUAAGUUUAAACUUAUUUUACUGGUAAUUUAGAUUUAAAAAUUCAACAGUUUACUGUGUGGAAUGUCAUGUACCGAAUAUAUUUUUGUGUUUAA